Molecule: messenger RNA, 1773 nt
Organism: Closterium sp. Yama58-4
Lineage: Eukaryota; Viridiplantae; Streptophyta; Zygnematophyceae; Desmidiales; Closteriaceae
Source: the annotation of a GenBank genome assembly
AUGGCGGUGUCGUUCGAGGGAGACGAUGUGAGGCAGGGCGUGCCGGAGAACCUCGAGAACCUCGUCGCGCCGCACAUCGACUCCUUCGACUAUUUCGUCGAGCGCGGGUUACCAGAGGCUGUUCGCCUGAUUCGACCCGUCGAAGUGCACGACUCGUUCAGGAAGCUCAGAUUCUACUUGUGGUGGGAGAAUCCGAGCAUCACAAAGCCUUUUAGCGAGGAUGGUCAGCACCGACCCGUUUACCCCUCAGAGCACCGGCAAGCACGCACCACCUACCAUCCGUUCCCCCAUUUCCCCCCUUUCCCCCCUUUCCCCCUCUUUACCCGUCCUUCCCCCACUUCCUGCCAUGCCACACCAGUGCCACCAGGCUGGCACCACCUAUCGGGGCGACUUUCGCAUCGAUCUCCUUUCCACCAUCCCCCACACCCCUCCUCCCCUCCCUUUUGCCAUCUUCCCCUUCUUGAGACGCCUCAAAAAAAGACCUUCUUUCCACCAUCGCCCACACCCCUCCUCCGCCCCUUUUUGCCCUCUUCCCCUUCGUCGCUCCCACACCAGUGUCGCCAGGCGGGCACCACCUACAGGAGCGACUUCCGCAUCAACGGGUGUUUGUUCCCAUCCUCUUUCCCUCUCCCCUUAUAUCACACUUGUUCAAAAACACCCUCUCACCCCUCCUUCUCCGUCUCCCCCCUGCCGUGCUCCCACACCAGUGCCGCCAGGCUGGCACCACCUAUUGGGGCGACUUUCGCAUGGAUGAGUCUUUGUUCCCGUCCCCUUCCUCUCUCCCUUAUGCUGUCAUACUUGUUCAAAAACACCCUCACACCCCUCCUUCCCCCUCUCCUUCCUGCUGUGCUGCCACACCAGUGCCGCCAAGCAGGCACCACCUACAGGGGCGACUUCCGCAUCGACCUCUGCGUUUCCUAUUUCGACGAGGAUGAUGACGUGGCGCUUGCUGACGUGGCCAAGGGCCCCAUGCAGCGCCAGCAGCUGAGCCUGGGGAGGGUGCCAAUCAUGGUCAAGUCUGGCUCAUGUCAUCUGCGCCAUCUCACUCAGGAACAGCUCGUGCGGCGCAAGGAGGAGAGCAUCGAGCUCGGCGGCUACUUCAUCUGCAACGACAUUGACCGCCUCAAUCGCCUGCUCAUUGCUCCCCCUGUCAUUCAUGGGGUUCAUGCCCACACUCCCCUUGCUCUAUCCAUCCCAGCCCCCUAUGCCUCUUACCCUCCAUCCCCGUGUGCCAUCCCCAUGCCCCACCGCAUCUCCCAUGCGAACAGCUACUUCAUUUGCAACGGCAUCGAGCGUCUCAUUCGCCUGCUCAUUGCUCCCCGCCGCAACUAUGUGAGCCCACUGUUGUGUUGCUGUGAUUGCCUAAUGGACGUCUCAGAUGCAGAGCUGUACGAGCAUCUGACGGCCAUCCUCACAGCAGAGCAGGCUGCAGCCGACCCUCCGGAGACCGACAAGCAGCUCACAGCAACCGAAGGAGGAGCAGCAGGGGCAGCCACAAAAUCAUCACCAGUAACAGCGGCGGCAGCGGCGGCGGCGGCUGCGGGGUUGGGAACGCAGUUUGUGAGGGAGAGGGCGCUGGUGGUGCUGAGUCACCCGCGCUCUCUGGGCCUCUUCACUCGCAUGGAAUGCCUGGCUUUCCUAGGCAAGACCUUUAGGCCUGCUGUGAACGUGCCCAGCUACAAGUCCGACGCAUAUGUGGGGCAGCAGAUCAUAACGGACCUGGUUCUCGUGCAUCUCGACAAGCCCAUGGAUAAGCUGCGCCUCCUCGUGUGA